Molecule: messenger RNA, 333 nt
Organism: Entamoeba invadens IP1
Lineage: Eukaryota; Evosea; Mastigamoebida; Endamoebidae
Exons: 1
Coding region: 1-333 (110 amino acids)
Source: RefSeq, a predicted model, not a curated record
AUGAGACGAGUAAGCAACUUACUCCAACAUUUUGAGAUCCAACAGAUAGAAAAUGUGGAUUUAUGCACCAUAAAUAACGAUGAAGAGGAAGAACGCCUUAACGAUCUGUUCAAAGACUUUUCUAAGAUGAACGAACAAGUACGUAAAUGUUUUUACCGACCAGGAUAUAAAAGAGCGGCCAAUGGUACUGCAAAUGCGGCCAAAAUUCUUGGAGUUGCCAAAGCUUUGUUUGACAAGAGUACGAAGAGUAUCAUUGUCGCAUCUUUUAAAAGGAGUGGCAUCAUCUCCAUUUUCAAAGACAAAAUCUCAAGAUGUUAUUUUGACAUUAAAUAA